ACCGUUCGGUGCUGAAAUGCAACCCUCCAAAAUAACAAAUGAAAACAAAUUUUUGUUUAUAUGAAUCACACCCGCACAAACAAUGGGCAACAUUGUUGAUAAGAUAAGAUAAGAAACUUAACACACACAUCGCGUCGCGAAUGAUUCCAGUUUGUCCAAGGAGUACGCCAAGUAUUGUCAAACAAUGGCAACUCACGCCGAAAAAGAAUUCUACCAAUUGAACAUUAGUGUAAAUAAAGCUUUAAAUGGCUUGGAGGCACCACUCAAAACCAAACAUGCUCGCUCCAUAAUCAUCAUGAUUCACAAGACCAAGGAGGCGAAGAGCUUCUGGAUGAUGGCCACCCGCCAGCCAUUGAUGCAGAGCCGGUUUACAGCCUGGAAGUUCUUCCACCUCCUUCACAAGGUCAUGAGGGAGGGCCACGACAGUGCGAUAAGGCAUUCGCAGAGCCACAAGAAAAUGAUCCUGGAGGUGGGCAAGAUGUGGGGGCUUCUGCAGGAUGACAUUGGUUGUUGUAUACAGUCGUACAGCAAUCUCUUGGCGUCUAAACUGAACUUUCACGACAAGAACCGACUGUUUCCUGGUAGCUUGAACAUAUCCUUCACCGAACUUUUUGUUGCUGUAGAUAGGGACUUGAACUACUGUUUUCAAUUGUGCGUCGAAAUCUUUGACUAUUUGGAGGAUAUCAUUGCCCUGCAGCAGACCAUUUUCGCGUCAAUGAACCACUACCGAAUGUCGUCUAUGACGCCCCAAGGACAAUGCAGAUUGGCGCCAAUUGUUUGUCUUAUUCAGGAUUCCAAUGCUCUCUACGACAUGAGUGUACGUCUCAUGUUCAAACUUCAUGAUGGUUUGCCUUACGAUGUUCUGUCCGGCCAUAGAGAUCGGUUUAAUGGCCUGUUCUUGAAGUUGAAAGAUUUCUACAACAAUGUUCGUCCGCUUCAGUAUUUCAAGGAUUUAAUAGUUGUUCCAGAACUGCCAGAGUCAAGUCCAAAUUUCAAGUCCCAGAAUGAUUUCACCAGUUACGUACCGCCAGUUGUCCAUGUGCCGCAGGAACCCGAUCCAGUGGUUGAGGAUCUGGUUGAUACAAAUAAUGUCGAGGCUGAGGCAUAUAGUCAAGCGCAGCAGCAGCUGACGGUUUUGGAAGGAAUUAUUAGUGAGAAGGAAGCUGGCAUUGAGGCGCUUUCCUUUAAAUUGGUGGCCCUGCAGAAAAACUUUGACGAACUGGAACAAAGCUACAGACACGAUGUAGAGGACUUGCAGAAAAACAACACUAUCUUGGCCAAUGAUCUGGCUCUUUCCAGGGAAAUGUGCGCCAACAUGCGUAUGCAAAACGAUGAACUGGAACUCCAGCUAAACCAGAAUCCAAUUCUGAUGCAAAAGGCCAUUGAAGAAGAGGAAAAACACAAGCUGUCUUCGGAAAAGUUCAAUAAACUCAAAACACUGUACACCAAAAUUCGGGAUGAACACAUUCAGUUAUUAAGAGAGCAAAGUGAAUCUAAUAAAUCGUUAAACAAAGAAAAGCAAGUCAACUCCCAAUUGGUAUUGGAAACAAAGGCACUUACCAACGAAAUCUCCAAGAUUAAGGGAAACUUUGAGGAAAAAGAUAAAGCCAACUUGGCUUUGCAAAAGCAACUCGAUGAGCAAAUCGAAAAGAUAUCGCAGCUCGAAAAAGUCAAAAAUGAAAUUAAUGAAAAGUACGAUGAUGUAGUUAAAGAAAAGCAAAUGCAGCAAUUAGACAUAAAUUCUACCUCUGAAAACUUGAGGCUAAACUUCAUUAAAAUCGAGGAACUUACUGCCGCGUUAAAUGACGCAAAGGAAAAAUUAUCCAGUGCUGAAAGCCAAAUAAUUGAAAAAUGUACAGAAAUCGAGAACAACAUUAAGGCCAACGAAGGGGAGAAGGCUCUGCUUCUAACGAAGAUAGAGGAACUAAAUGUCGAACAUAAAAGCAGCAAUGACGCUCAAAGUGCCCAGAUACUGCAGACCAUUAGUGACUUGAAGCAGAAGGAUAUAGAAUUUAAUGAAAUUAAGGAGAAACUGUCAAGUGCGGAAAGUCAAAUUAGCUUGAAAACCAGCGAAAUUGAUCAAAACUUUAAAGCUUUUGAAGCGGAAAAGGCCUUUCUUCUGACUAAAAUCGAGAAUUUGAAUUCGGAGCACAAGACCAUUAACGAUUCACAAAAUGCCCAGUUGCAGCAGACAAUAAAUAGUUUGCAAGAGAAGGAAACAGCAUUCCAGGAAUCGGUGGAAGCUAUUAAGAAACUGCAGCAGGAAAAUGAGUCAGUAGAGCAACAAAGAGCAGAUUUGCAAAGCAAACUCUUGGCUGCUGAAAGCCAACUCUCCCAAGCCACACAACAAAUAGAGUCCGUAACAAGUUCCUACCAAACUUGUAACACAGAUUUGAACGAACUUCGAAAGUUGGUUAUAAAAACUGUGAAGGAGAUCUGUAAUUCGAAACUGAGUGGAUCAGAGCAGCAACCACUGGAAGCUAUACCAAAUAUUAUUAAGGAGAUGGAGCCCCUGUUGAAUAAAUUCAACAACUCUGCAGCUAUAAGUCACUUUACUUCAACGGAGGGAAUGCACGAUGUUAUGUAUUUGGGAUAUGUGUUUAUAAAACUGUAUGAUCAAUGCGACAUUGUUUACAAAACCACCACGGCUAUAGAAACGGGUCAGGAAAUCUUCACAAAAACAUCUCUGCUCUGCUCGGAUGUUUGUCAAUUGUUCCAGUAUUUAAUAAACAACGAGACGAAAGACAGCGAAAGGCAAACAAUUUCCUCCAAUAUACAAGCAAAGUUGACAGAUAUUGGAAAACUAGUCGAAAAGAUUAGGGCUACCAUCGAGCAGAAGAUCGAUCUGGACAAGCUUCUUGAAAUAGAACUGCGGGAGAUGGAUGCUGCCAUCGAUGAUGCUGCCUCGAAAAUCACCGAACUGCUGGCAAAGGCUCGGGAGAAGGACAACCAAACCAAUCUGGAGGUGAAUGGGAAAAUUGUGGACGCCUGUACGACUCUAAUGGAAUGUGUCAAGGUUUUAAUACAAAAGUCGCGUCUUCUGCAACACGAAAUAGUGGCGUCACAAAAGGGAAAUGCAAGUGCCAAUGAAUUCUACAGAAGAAACAGUCAAUGGUCGGAUGGAUUGAUUUCCGCAUCGAAGAGCGUAGCCAAGGCGGCCAACUAUCUUGUUGAGGCGGCAAACAAGGCCAUAGAGAGUGAGUCUGGUAAAAACUUUGAGCUUAUUGUGGCGGCCCAGGAAAUAGCCGCCUGCACAACGCAAAUGGUUAUAGCCAGCAAGGUCAAGGCCGAUCGCAAUAGCCAAAAGUUAACAGACCUUACCAAAGCCUCGCGCAGUGUGACCCAGGCCACAGGUACGCUGGUGGCCACCGUUAAGGAUUGCAACUCGCAGCUGGAGCAGCAGAGCGAACUUGAACUGGCGAAACUAACGCCAUCGCAGAUCAAGACGAUGGAGAUGGAAAUUCACGUGAAAGUACUCGAAAUCGAACAGGCGCUUCAGACGCAGCGCCAGAAACUGUCAUCGUUUAGGAGAGAGCAUUACAAAAACGCCGAGUAUUAAAUACUACUGUUACUAAUCUACCUUUAAACUACUAAACAUUCUUCUUUUAUAAAUGCACUUCAUGACAACAACAAAAUAUACACAUAUAUGUUACAAUA
Messenger RNA from Drosophila bipectinata, 3657 nucleotides. RefSeq names its product Huntingtin interacting protein 1 (gene Hip1). The record is from RefSeq and is a predicted model, not a curated record. NCBI's taxonomy places the organism in Eukaryota, Metazoa, Arthropoda, Insecta, Diptera, Drosophilidae. Gene Ontology annotation, cellular component: actin cortical patch; clathrin-coated vesicle. Gene Ontology annotation, molecular function: clathrin-cargo adaptor activity; phosphatidylinositol-3,5-bisphosphate binding; phosphatidylinositol-3,4-bisphosphate binding. Gene Ontology annotation, biological process: endocytosis; clathrin coat assembly; actin filament organization.